CUAUCCACUACAAGACUAUCCACUACAAGACCAACUAUCCACUACAAGACCAUCUAUCCACUAAAAGACCAUCUAUCCACUAAAAGACCAUGGUGUUUACCUACGGAGCAGCAAGGUGAACUGACUCUCCUUGCCUUCAGGCUCAAACCCUACACCCCAACCUCUCGAGUGGCGCAGCGGUCUAAGGCACUGCAUCUCAGUGCUAGAGGCAUCACUACAGACCCUGGUUUGAUUCCAGGCUGUUGGCUCACCGUCGUCCGGGUUAGGGUUUGGUUAAAUAAAAAAAUAAAAAACCCUGAGUACUCCAUUCUGGUGUCUUGGUCCUCUCACCCCUAGGGGAGGGCAGCUCCCACUCAGCCCAGUCAAAGCUCUUCUCUGUCCCGGCACCCCAAUGGUGGAACGAGCUUUGUCAUGAAGCUAGGACAGCAGAGUCCCUGUCCAUCUUCUGAAAACGUGUGUACCUCUUCAAAGAGUAUCUUAAAUAAGACAUCCCAGUCUUAUUUCCCCUCCAACUUAAAUUAUACUUGUCUUUUCCUACAAGCACUGCCCUUGCUGAUAACUACUUCAUUGAGUUAAAAAGGGACUUACUGUUUAAUGUGGUUGUCCCACCUUGCUAUUUUAAGAUGAAUGCACUGACUGUAAGUCACUCUGGAUAAGAGCGUCUGGUAAAUUACCUAAAUGUAAAUCGUUAAAAAAAGUUUUAUUUCGAUCCCUGUCUGUUCUCCCAGUACUUCCUGUUUCUUUCGUUGGUUAGUUGAAUUCUCGUCGUUGAUCAGCAUGGUUAACGGGUUGAUGGUUGGUUACCACAGCUACAACGGUCCUUUCGUAGCUCCCAAAGGUCAAGUUAAAGGUCGGGUCUUUAGGAGACAUGUGAACAGGAGGUAGAAUAAAGGGAGAGAACUGAACUAGAGCCCUCUGUGACCCGCCUCAGUCACCAACUUCAGUUAAACACAUAAAACAUUAGAAACGAGGAGAUGAAAAGAAUGGAGCACAUCAAAGAACAAGAGAGGCGAAAAGAUGAAAAAGAAGACAGAAUGGGUUGUUGGCCUGGAUGGAUGGAGGAAUGAAUGGAUGAUGGUGUGGGGGUGUCGGAGAGAGAGACCAGCAGUGGAGAACAGAAUGUCAUUGUACUUGAACACCAGGCACUGGGAGACACACACACACACACAAACACGGCUACACACACUGUCACACACGCUUACACAGACACACUGACAGACACACAAGCGUAUGCUUCUACCCACUGCCACACAGACUUGCGCUAGCUGGCAUCUCAGAGGGCAGCCCUCUCGCCAGUCCUGUCCUGUCCUGGGUGUUGAAGCUAGCUGGAUGUUGAAGCUCUUCGCCCCUCUUCAGAAGCCAGCCUGACCUCUCAGGUCCUCGUUCGUACCUGUGGACUGAGCUGAACCUUCUAAGGCCUCUGUCUCUGCCUCCCCCUGAACCAGCCAACCGGUUACCUACAUGCACCUCUGACCUAUACAACCACAGCUCCACGGGACUGCUGAAGAACACGCUGCUUGGAAGAGGAGAGGAGUUCCAUCUCACUACAUCUGAGGACGUUCGGCCUCGUCUGUCCCCAGUUGGCCUCCACAUCAACCAGAGAGAAGGAGAGGGGCAAGAAGAAGAAGAGGAAGAAGAAGACAUCUGUUUUUCAAGAUUUCGGGGGUGCAUAGACUUUCCACGGCUUGGGACUAUUUUAGUGAGACAAAGAGAAAGGACUUUAACAUCCCAGUAACAACCAACGUGGUACAAAUACUUACGAAAAUCCAGCCAAAUACCGGUAGACAUCGUCAACCGUCACCACAACCGUUACUACUGCCACAACAACAACAACAACAGCCUGACACCUUAACCAUGGCGACCACCGGCAUGCAGCUCCUGGGCCUGAUCUUGUCUCUGGUUGGCUGGGUGGGCGGCUUCCUGGUAUGCUCUGUUCCGCUGUGGCGCGUCACCGCCUUCAUCGGCAACAACAUCGUGACGGCUCAGAUCAUCUGGGAGGGGCUGUGGAUGACCUGCAUCGUCCAAUCAACGGGCCAGAUCCAGUGCAAGGUGUACGACAGUCUCUUGGCCCUGCCCAGCGACAUGCAGGCGGCCCGGGGCCUCACCGUGCUCUCCGUCCUCCUCUGUGGCCUGGCCCUGGCUCUAGGUGUGGUGGGGGUAAAGUGCACCAAGUGUAUUGGUCAGAAUAGUCUGAAGGCUCGUAUUGCAAGGAUCUCCGGCUUCCUGUUCGGCAUCGCAGGGUUUCUCUACCUGGUUCCUAUCUGCUGGACGGCCCACUCCAUUAUCAGGGACUUCUAUGAUCCCCACGUGGCCGCGCCGCACAAGAGAGAGCUAGGCCCCGCCCUAUACCUGGGCUGGGGGGCGUCGGCCUUGCUCCUGAUUGGUGGGUCGCUGCUGUAUGCGGGGUCGAGUCCUCCCGGCAUCCCCGGGUCUCCGACCUUCAGCAGCGACAGCAGCCCCCGUAGAGGACCUGCUGCUCAGGUCAAAGGUUACGUCUGAUCGGAAUGCCACAAAACCCCAUGAUUCUAUGAUUCCGAGAUUCUAUGAUUCCAUGAUUCCGCCCUGACAACAUGAAAAACCCUCCCCUCUUAGUAUUUAUACUUUUUAAUACUUUGGAAUGUUAAUGUUAUUAUUAUUCGGUGGUGCUUUUUCUCAUUCUUUCAAAAGAUGCACUAGGAGGUUAUGAAGGGAAUUGUGAAAUCAUUUUGUUAUUUCAUGUGUCCCUGUUGUCCUCCGAUAACCCUACUGUCUGUCAGUCUGUCUGUCUGUCAGUCUGUCUGUCUGUCAGUGUAAAACCCAAUAAAAUCAUCAGUCUUUCAAUUCCUCUCUGGGAAACUCCUCUGUGUGAAUUCAUCUAUUCUAGGAUACAGUAGCCUAUAUUCGCCUCAAACCAGAGGAUUAGGAUGGUCACCAAGAGUAAAUGUCUUGGCAUUGUAGUGGGCCAGCAGAACAUGUCGUCAUGUCGUCACCAUUGUGCACUGUGAGUGGUGGUGCAGAUUGGAACGGAACAAUGGAACAAUGGGGAACUGUGUGUGUGUGUAUGCGUCUGUGAGUGUGUGGUGUAGCGCUGAUGGAGAGAGCACCAGCCAAGGGCCUUUUCCCCAACCAGCUACCACUCAUCCUCCAUCUCCCAUCAGGUCAUCACUACAGACUGUACAGUUAUCUCCAUGUUUCAAUGUCUCCAGUCCAGUCUAGAUAUCAAAACCGGGCUCCUGUCCUCAGUUCUUAGAGGACACUGCCCGCGUCACAAAUACCACCCUAUUCCCUAUACAGUUCCAUGCUUUUGAUGGAAGCAUAGAGCUCUGGUUUAAAACUAGUGCACUACAAUGAGCUCUGAUCAAACAAACUAUUCCCUAUACAGUUCGAUGCUUUUGAUGGAAGCAUAGAGCUCUGGUUUAAAACUAGUGCACUACAAUGAGCUCUGAUCAAACAAAGUGCACUAUAUAGGGAAUAGGGUUCAAUUUAACUUUAAGACUCAGACUCCAGUCCAGUCCAGUCCAGCAGAACCAGGCUCCUCACAAAUGAUUGGCUGACAAUGACAUCAUCAGGUGAUGAUGUCAUUGCAUCGUUCCCAUACACCGUAAGACAGGGUUCGUCAGCUAGGUUUUUGCCUCGGGGCCCAAAAGGUUUUCAGAGCUAAUAGUUGGCGGGCCGGAACACAAUUAGCAUAUAAUAGGAGCAGUUAAUAGAGGCAUACAGUACAAAUGGAACAACAUUGUUUUUAAACACAUGAUUCAUACGUAAUACAUUUAAUGACAAUAACAUAAUCAUUUUGAAUGGAUUAAAACUCAUAAAAUCGC
Oncorhynchus gorbuscha (pink salmon) is the source of this 3800-nucleotide messenger RNA. Its product is annotated as claudin-6-like. The record is from RefSeq and is a predicted model, not a curated record. Lineage: Eukaryota; Metazoa; Chordata; Actinopteri; Salmoniformes; Salmonidae. Gene Ontology annotation, molecular function: structural molecule activity. The transcript is spliced from 2 exons. Gene Ontology annotation, cellular component: plasma membrane; bicellular tight junction. Gene Ontology annotation, biological process: bicellular tight junction assembly; cell adhesion. Bases 1855 to 2499 code for a protein of 214 amino acids.